CUUCCGCAUUGGCAAUUCCUUUGGUGCCGACUUUUCUCCACGUCAGUUUUGCAUUGUAGACAGAUAAUAUUCUAGCGUUGUUAUAAAACACUCAUGUAACAUCGACGAUAACUUUGUAGUUAUCUAAGAAACAGCCACCAGUCGCAUCGACAAUGUCAUUAACGUUACUGGAGACGGAUGACAGCUAUGACUUUGUUUUUAAAAUAGUUUUAGUGGGAGAUGUAGGUGUUGGCAAAACUUGUGUGGUUCAACGGUUCAAGUCUGGCAAUUUCAUGGAAAGACAAGGAAAUACCAUCGGAGUGGACUUUACCAUGAAGACAAUGGAUAUUCAAGGGAAGAGAGUGAAGCUGCAGAUCUGGGACACGGCGGGCCAGGAACGUUUCAGGACGAUCACCCAGAGUUAUUACCGCAGCACCAACGGAGCCGUCAUUGCCUAUGACAUCACUAAGAGAGGAACCUUCAUGGCUGUGCCCAAGUGGAUGGAGGACGUCAAGAAAUACGGAGGGUCAAACAUUGUACCCCUGCUCAUCGGGAAUAAGUCUGACCUGGUGGAUCAGCGUGAGGUGUCGUUAGAAGAUGCCCAGACCAUGGCCCACCAGCUGGAGUUCCUGACGGCCAUUGAGACAUCGGCUAAAGACGCCUCCAACGUGGAUGAGGCCUUUAACAAGAUGGCCGCCGAGCUCAUCCUGCGCCACGGGGGACCCAUGUUCAAUGACAAUGUGACGGAAAGCUUCAAACUCAACAGCAAAGACAUGGGCGGAGAAGGCUGGGGCUGUGGCUGCUGAUAGGAGGUGGAGAGGGGACUGUGCAUGUUGAUAAUUCAAAGGUUUUGCACCAGCUGGGACUGUGGAUAGUGACCAACAGGUGGUUUGUUGACAUGUGUUGUGAAAAACAUAUAUUUGUUUUAUUCUGUUUCAGGGACCAGUUGAGAAACUUUCUGAUGUAGCAAUACCUGUUUUUUAUUGGGGGAGGGGGGCAUGACCUGCACAGAAAUAUUUCGCAGAGAGAAAAGUGGAUGUUAUUGGACGUAAAUAGAAUCUCUGAUCCAGAGAGUUGAUCUGAACCACUAUUGGAGUCAAACCCUGACUUUUACUUCCCAGAGCAUGUAGCUGUGCUGUCCCUCCCUGCCCUUAAACGGAGACAGACAAGCCUGACAGGAAAUGUUAAAUCUAUCACUUCAUAUGGUGUGGUGGCCUGACAUCACAGAUGUUAUUGAACCUUGUUCUGUAGACAGUAUUACAGUGUAGAAUAUAUAUAAACCUGCCUAGCAAGUCAUGACAGGAUUGAUGAUGAUGUGUUUAUGGGGAGGACAGAGUACAUACACGUACCAUAGACUUUGAUAUUUUUGCACAGUGAUUAUUGUUAGAAAUUGACCUGCCAUGUUUGAAGUUGUGCGAUAUGUCAAGGAAAGGUGCAUGGUGUGCCUAGUGUUGCACAUCAGAGUGUAAUCUUGAUUCUGAAUGCUUGUUGAAUCAUGACUGGCACAAUCAGUCUCCUCCUGUGAAGACUACAGGAGCAGACAGUGCAUUUUGGAAAGUAUUCAGACCCCUUGACUUUGUCCACAUUUUGUUAGAUUACAGCUUUAUUCUAAAAUGGAUUAAAUAAAAAUGUCUCAUCAAUGUACACACAAUACCCCAUAAUGACAAAGCAAAAACUGUUUUUUAGAUAUUUUUGCAAAUUUAUUACAAAUAAAAACAUACCUUACAUAAGUACUCAGACCCUUUGCUAUGAGACUCAAAAUUCAGCUCCGGUGCAUCCUGUUUCCAUCCUUGAGAUGUUUCUACAACUUGAUUGGAAAGGCACACACCUGUCUAUAUAAGGUCCCACAGUUGACAGUGCAUGUCAGCAAAAAUCAAUCUGUGAGGUCAAAGGAAUUGUCCGUAGAGCUCCGAGACAGGAUUGUGUCAAGGCACAGAUCUUGGGAAGGGUACCAAAACAUUUCUUCAGCAUUGAAGGUCCCCAAGAACACAGUGGCCUUCAUCAUUCUCAAAUUUAAGAAGUUUGGAACCACCAAGAAUCUUCUUAGAGCUGGCCGCCCAGCUAAACUGAGCAUUCGGGUGAAGGGCCUUGGUCAGGGAGGUGACCAAGAACCCGAUGGUCUCUCUGACAGAGCUCCAGAGGACCUCUGUGGGGGAUGGGAGGUCUCUGCAGUACUCCACCCAUCAGGCCUUUAUGGUAGUGGCCAAACAUGCCACUCCUCAGUAAAAGGCAUGACAGCCCACAAGGAGUUUGCCAAAAAUAACCUAAAGGACUCUCAGACCAUGAGAAACAAGAUUUUCUGGUCUGAUGAAACCAAGAUUGAACUCUGGCCUGAAUGCCAAGCGUCACGUCUGGAGUAAACCUGGCACCAUCCCUACGGUGAAGCAUGGUGGUGGCAGCAGCAUGCUGUGGGGAUGUUUUUCAGCAGAAGGGACUGGGAGACUAGUCAGGAUCAAGGGAAAGAUGAACUAAGCAAAGUACAGGGAGAUCCUUAAUGAAAAUCUGCCCCAGAGUGUUUAAGACCUCAGGCUGGGGUGAAGGUUCACCAUCCAACAGGACAACGAGCCUAAGCACACAGCCAAGACAACUCAGGAGUGGCUUUGGGACAAGUCACUGAAUGUCCUUGAGUUGCCCAGCCAGAGCCCGGACUUGAAUCCGUUCGAACAUCUCUGGAGACAUGACAAUAUCUGUGCAGCGACGCUCCCCAUCCAACCUGACAGAGCUUGAGAGGAUCUGCAGAGAGGAAUGGCAGAAUUUCCCCAAAUACAGGUGUGCCAAGCUUGUAGUGUCAUACCCAAUCAGACUCCAGGCUGUAAUCGCUGCCAAAGGUGUUUCUACAAUUGAAUAAAUGAUCUGAAUACUUAUGUAAAUGUUAUCGUUCAGUUUUUUGCUUUGCAAUUAUGGGGCAUUGUAUGAAGAUUGAUGAGGGCGGGAAGCAAUCCUAGGAUAAGGCUGUAACGUAACAAAAUGCGGAAAAAGUCAAGGGGUCUGAAUACUUUCCGGCUACACUGUAUGUGUUGUACUAUGUACUGCGGGAAGGGAGUAUUAGGCUGUUUUAUAUCUGUCUCGGGCUUGUAGGUGGAAUGCAAGGGUUGUGAAUCAACUUUCUGUAUAGUACCAUUUACUAUGUACCUUUUAUGGAUCUGUACAUUCUGAAGGAGAUUGAUGGAUUUUGAUCACACAUGUCAAAUAGCUUUUUGAAAUGUGCUAGUUAAAGUAUACAUCCAGUUUUAUAAUACAAAAUCAGUUUCAGGAAAUAUGUCACAUUUUAAUAACUUGGUUGAAAUGGUAGUCAUGGCUCUAUUUAAUACUGUUUCCCAGCCUGUUCUGGACCUGGGGACUGUGAAGAGACCUCUGGUUGCAUGUCUUGUGUUGUACCAAUGGGUGUCCGGACUGUGUGUGAACUGCUUGAACAGACGGUUUAAUAACCUCACACAAAGACCAAUAGUGAUGCAGUCAAUUUCUCCUAAACUUUGAGCCAGGAGAGACUGACAUAGAUGUUACUGACACUUUCCCUCUGUGUACAUCUAAGUGCGAUACGUGCUGCUUUGUUCUGGACCAACUGCAAUUUACCUUUGUCUUUUGACGCACAUGACCACACAAUACGGACUGUGGUUCCAAAAAAAGACCAAUUAGGAAUUUGGUCGGGGGUCGACUACUGGUAUUAUAUGAAUACAAAUAAGACGUGGAAAAUGCUAAAUGAGCUUUAAAAAGGCAACCUUUUCCCUUUGCUUCAUGGCAUAAUGUAUAGAAUUGCAUAAAUUAGCUUUAAAAGGGCAACCUUUUCCCUUUGCUUUGUGACAUAAUGUAUAGAAUUGCAUAAAUUAGCUUUAAAAAGGCAACCUUUUCCCUUUGCUUUGUGGCAUAAUGUAUAGAAUUGCAUAAAUUAGCUUUAAAAAGGCAACCUUUUCCCUUUGCUUUGUGGCAUAAUGUGUAGAAUUGCAUAAAUUGGCUUUAAAAAGGCAACCUUUUCCCUUUGCUUCAUGGCAUAAUGUAUAGAAUUGCAUAAAUUAGCUUUAAAAGGGCAACCUUUUCCCUUUGCUUUGUGACAUAAUGUAUAGAAUUGCAUAAAUUAGCUUUAAAAAGGCAACCUUUUCCCUUUGCUUUGUGGCAUAAUGUAUAGAAUUGCAUAAAUUAGCUUUAAAAAGGCAACCUUUUCCCUUUGCUUUGUGGCAUAAUGUGUAGAAUUGCAUAAAUUGGCUUUAAAAAGGCAACCUUUUCCCUUUGCUUUGUGGCAUAAUGUGUAGAAUUGCAUAAAUUGGCUUUAAAAAGGCAACCUUUUCCCUUUGCUUCAUGGCAUAAUGUAUAGAAUUGCAUAAAUUAGCUUUAAAAAGGCAACCUUUUCCCUUUGCUUCAUGGCAUAAUGUAUAGAAUUGCAUAAAUUAGCUUUAAAAAGGCAACCUUUUCCCUUUGCUUUGUGACAUAAUGUGUAGAAUUGCAGGAAAUGAACUUUAAGAACUGCUAAUUCUUUCUGCCAACAAUAGUUUUUUUUAACAGUUUGGGGUUGCAUGGGUUGUGAGGUGGGGGUUUGCUACAUCGAUAAAUGACUAUCAAUCCAGACCUUUGCCACCUAGGACAUUUGUGUGACAGGACCUGCUCGAAUAGUAUUUGAGAACCCCUGUUCUAGAUGAACAGAGUGCCUUUCUCUGUUAUUGAGUUGUGGAGAGAGAUAUGACAGAAGUGAGAAUAGACAAUGGAAUCAUAAUGUGUAACUAUUCAGUUAUUCCACAUCUUUAUAAGAGUGAGGUGUUGUCAGUGAAUGUUUGUUUUUCAUCUUUGUAUUCUGAACCUGAUCUGUUCAUGUCAUUUUCUUAGGUAAACCUUUUCUUUGGUUUGAGGGUUGCAGAACUAUUGGUGGGCUUUUGAGGGGCUGAGGGAAACCAGUAGUUCAGGUUAUUUGUCUUUUAUCAACAAUAGCAAAUUAGAUAAAUAUUGUUCAUCUUAACUUGUCAAUAAAAUAAAUAUCAUAGCCUA
Messenger RNA from Oncorhynchus masou masou (cherry salmon), 4953 nucleotides. It is a transcript of the gene rab43, whose product is annotated as RAB43, member RAS oncogene family. The record is from RefSeq and is a predicted model, not a curated record. Bases 153 to 785 code for a protein of 210 amino acids. Gene Ontology annotation, cellular component: Golgi cisterna; trans-Golgi network. Gene Ontology annotation, molecular function: GTP binding; GTPase activity. NCBI's taxonomy places the organism in Eukaryota, Metazoa, Chordata, Actinopteri, Salmoniformes, Salmonidae. The transcript has 3 exons. Gene Ontology annotation, biological process: vesicle-mediated transport.